Molecule: messenger RNA, 4550 nt
Organism: Hipposideros armiger (great roundleaf bat)
Lineage: Eukaryota; Metazoa; Chordata; Mammalia; Chiroptera; Hipposideridae
Gene: ACAP3
Product: ArfGAP with coiled-coil, ankyrin repeat and PH domains 3
Exons: 24
Coding region: 641-3148 (835 amino acids)
Cellular component (GO): cytoplasm
Molecular function (GO): protein binding; GTPase activator activity
Source: RefSeq, a predicted model, not a curated record
AGCUGGUACAAAGUGUAGGCCCGCUGCGGAGCGCUUGGGAUCGACUAGUGCAGCGGUGUCCCGGAGGAGGCUCUCACAGACACCCGCUGACCCGCACACACCCGCGUGCAUGCACUCACUAGCCUACCCACGCACUCGCUGCCCCUCAUUCUCGCGGAGCGUGUCCGUCCGCCGCGUUCCGGCCAAGAGGGUUUUGCAAACGCCCCGAGUUGCGCAACAGCCGGAUUGCUGGAGAGAGCUGGGCCCGCGCCCUCCCCGCGCCCUGCGGCCGGGCCGACGGCUACCGAAGUCUCACUGUUGCUAGGCCCUACUUUUCCGACCCGGAGUGGCCUGGGAACGAAGGUGGGCGGGACAUCGGGGUGCCCGGGCUGGAGAUAGCAGUGCCUGCGGCCUCAAGGAGGAGAAUUUGGCGACGCUCCCUAGCGGUGACAGCGGGCGGCGAGCGCGGGCCGCGGACUUUAGCGACGCUCCCCGGCAGUGACAGGCGGGGCGGGGCAGCUGCGCGGCGGCCUCAUUCCGGGGCGGGCGGGCGCGGAGCGCAGCGCGGGCGGGCGGUCGGACAAGCGGGCCGGGCCGGCCGAGGAUGCCGCUCGGGGCGCCGCGGUCCUCGUGCCAGUGAGCGCCGCGCGCCGCCGCAGCCAUGACGGUGGAGUUCGAGGAGUGCAUCAAAGACUCGCCGCGUUUCAGGGCGACCAUCGAUGAGGUAGAGACAGAUGUCGUGGAGAUAGAAGCCAAACUGGACAAGCUGGUCAAGCUGUGCAGCGGCAUGAUCGAGGCUGGCAAGGUCUACGUCACAACCAACAGGCUCUUCGUAAGCGGUGUCCGAGACCUGUCUCAGCAAUGCCAGGGUGACCCUGUCAUCUCGGAAUGUCUGCAGAGGUUUGGAGACAGCCUGCAGGAGAUGGUCAACUACCACAUGAUCCUGUUUGACCAGGCCCAGAGGUCCGUGCGCCAGCAGCUCCACAACUUUGUCAAAGAGGACGUGCGGAAGUUCAAGGAGACCAAGAAGCAGUUUGACAAAGUGCGGGAGGACUUGGAGCUGGCCCUGGUGAGGAACGCCCAGGCCCCGCGGCACCGGCCUCACGAGGUGGAGGAGGCCACAGGUGCCCUGACUCUGACCCGCAAGUGCUUUCGCCACCUGGCGCUGGACUACGUGCUCCAGAUCAACGUCCUCCAGGCCAAGAAGAAGUUUGAGAUCUUGGAUUCUAUGCUGUCCUUCAUGCACGCCCAGUACAGCUUCUUCCAGCAAGGCUACAGCCUGCUGCACCAGCUGGACCCCUAUAUGAAGAAGCUGGCGGCGGAGCUGGACCAGCUGGUGAUCGACUCAGCAGUGGAGAAGCGGGAGAUGGAGCACAGACAUGCUGCCAUCCAGCAGCGGACGCUGCUGCAGGACUUCUCCUAUGAUGAGCCCAAAGCAGAGUUUGACGUGGACGCGCCCAGCGGUGUGGUGAUGGAGGGCUACCUUUUCAAGAGGGCCAGCAACGCCUUCAAGACAUGGAACCGGCGCUGGUUCUCCAUCCAGAAUAGCCAGCUGGUCUACCAGAAGAAGCUGAAGGAUGUGCUGACCGUGGUGGUGGAUGACCUCCGCCUGUGCUCCGUGAAGCCAUGUGAAGACACUGAGCGGAGGUUCUGCUUUGAGGUCGUGUCACCCACCAAGAGCUGCAUGCUGCAGGCUGACUCAGAGAAGCUGCGGCAGGCCUGGGUUCAAGCUGUGCAAGCCAGCAUCGCCUCUGCCUACCGGGAGAGCCCGGACAGCUGCUACAGCGAGAGGCUGGACCGCACAGCGUCCCCGUCCACCAGCAGCAUUGACUCCACCACGGACUCCCGGGAGCGUGGUGCCAAGGGCGAGAGUGUGCUGCAGCGCAUGCAGAGUGUGGCUGGCAAUGGCCAAUGUGGCGACUGUGGCCAGCCGGACCCCCGCUGGGCCAGCAUCAACCUGGGCGUGCUGCUCUGCAUCGAGUGCUCGGGCAUCCACAGGAGCCUGGGUGUCCACUGCUCCAAGGUGCGGUCCCUGACUUUGGACUCAUGGGAGCCAGAGCUGCUGAAGCUGAUGUGUGAGCUUGGGAACAGCACCGUGAACCAGAUUUAUGAGGCCCAGUGUGAGGGGCCAAGCUGCAAGAAGCCCUCGGCCAGCAGCCCCAGGCAGGACAAGGAGGCCUGGAUCAAGGACAAGUACGUGGAAAAGAAGUUCCUGCAGAAGUCUCCCUCUGCACCGGCCCGGGAGGCCCCGCGGCGCUGGCGGGCGCAAAAGUGCCAGCGCCACCACAGCUCCCCCCGCGCCCCUAACGCCCGCCGCAAGGUCCGGAUGGAGCCUGUCCUGCCCUCUGUGGCUGCUCUGUGCUCAGGCGCAGUGGAGCGUAGGUUCCGCAGGGAUUCCCUCUUCUGCCCCGACGAGCUGGACUCCCUCUUCUCCUAUUUUGACGCAGGGGCUGCUGCGGCGGGUCCACGCAACCCCGCAGGUCUGAGCAGCGACAGUGGCUUAGGGGGCAGCUCCGACGGCAGCUCGGACAUCCUGGCCUUCGGCGCGGGCUCCGUGGUGGACAGUGUCACUGAGGAGGAGGGCGCAGAGUCGGAGGAGUCCAGCGGUGAGGCGGACAGAGAGGCAGAGGCCUGGGGUCUGGCGGACGUACGUGAGCUGCACCCAGGGCUACUGGCGCACCGUGCUGCGCGCACCCGUGACCUCCCCGCGCUGGCCGCGGCGCUGGCCCACGGGGCCGAGGUCAACUGGGCGGACGCGGAGGACGAGGGCAAGACGCCGUUGGUGCAGGCGGUGCUAGGGGGCUCCUUGAUCCUCUGUGAAUUCCUCCUGCAAAACGGAGCGGACGUGAACCAAAGAGACAGCCGGGGUCGCUCGCCCCUGCACCACGCCACGCUCCUGGGCCGCACGGGGCAGGUCUGCCUGUUCUUGAAGCGGGGUGCCGACCAGCACGCUUUGGACAACGAGCAUCAGGAUCCACUGAGCAUUGCAAUCCAGGAGGCGAACGCCGACAUUGUCACGCUGCUGCGUCUGGCGCGCAUGGCGGAAGAGAUGCGUGAGGCAGAGGCGCCCCCGGGCCAGCCGGGCCCCCUGGCGGGCAGCAGCCCCACAGAGCUCCAGUACCGCAGGUGCAUCCAGGAGUUCAUCAGCCUCCACCUGGAGGAGAGCUAGGGUGGGGCGGGCCGGGAAGCGGCGGGACCCCUGCCCGUGCCCCCACCACCUUGCCCGGCUGCCUGGCCCAUUUCCCGAGAAACGGUACCCAGGCGCUCCUGGAACCCCAGCAACCUGCUCUGGCCUCCUGAGAGGUGCCCCAACCCCCAGGGCCUGGGGCGGGUCGCCGGCACUGAAUCUUCUGAAGCCCACGUUUCCCCCUUCCCGGAGGUGCUGCAUGGUCUCGUACCCCUGACCCCAUGCGGGACCCUACUAUGUCUUCAGGUGACUCCUUCCUCGGGUGCCUGGGUUGCUCAUGUCACAAACCGUUCUAAAGGCUCCAUGUCAUCUUGUGUGCCCGUCCCCAGGGCCUGUGUCACCUUGUGCCCCUCCGCCCCAGGGGCCCAUGUCACUUCGUGCCCCUCUCCCUGGGGUCCAUGUCACCUGCCCCUCAGCCCCAGGGGCCUGUGUCACCUUGUGCCCGUCCCCGGGGCCCAUGUCACUUUGUGCCCCCACCUUUAUUGCCCCAGACACUGACCUGCUAGUUGGGUCCCCCCAUACACACCCCCAUAGCCCUUCCACUGGCUGGUGGCUGGCCACCAGCCCCUUACGAGGGCAGAAGGGGCAGCCCAUCCAGGGAAUCAACCCGUGUACCUCACUUAGUGACCCCAGCGUCCAGGCUGGGCUUUUCGGGUGCUGGGGGGGCUCUGACUUGGGGCCUCAGCCUUGGCUGGACGCAGGCGUCCCAAGGCCUUGUGGCUGGCCACACAAGGCCCCCGUUCCGGGCGGCCCUGGGCCCGUCCCCCGCCUCCUGCAGAGGUACUUGGCCCAGAGCUCGUUCAUCAAGGACUUUGGCACUUUGCACCCCUGCGUCUAACGUUCUGUCAUGGACUGAGUGGGUUUUCUGUAACCGCCUAUUUUCACGUUGUCUUGCCCCUUUCCUCCGUGGACUCUGGAGGACCACCUUGACCUGGGCUCUGUCUGCUGCUCGGGGGAGGCCUCUGCGGCUCUGCCACCCUCGCCAGCUCGCCCCAUUGGCUGGGCCCUCGGAUGGGUCCAGGGAUGCCUCAGUUCACCCCAGGGCCCACAAUGCCUUCUGCAUUCCCCUUUCCUGGAGCCCUGGGGCAGUGGCUGGGCCUCUCCCCAACUUGGGUCCUUGGUCAGGCCAAGGCCAGUCAACUGGUCACUAUGCAAAGACUGCCCAGGAAGGCUCCAUGGGCAGCAAGGUGGGCACUGACUGGGCCCUCCAAGUCCCUCACUUGCUGGCUGCAACCCCUAAAGAACAGAAUUAACUCUUCUCCCUCUCCCUGCUUGAGCUCCGCCCCCACAUCCCAACCCCCUGCCUGUCAGGGCCUCUGGCCUGGGCCUCAGGCUGGCGGGACCCGCCCCUGCUCCAGAUCACAGUAAUAAACUGCCGCUUGCA